Musa acuminata AAA Group (dessert banana) is the source of this 1479-nucleotide messenger RNA. RefSeq names its product auxin efflux carrier component 1a. The record is from RefSeq and is a predicted model, not a curated record. The transcript has 5 exons. Lineage: Eukaryota; Viridiplantae; Streptophyta; Magnoliopsida; Zingiberales; Musaceae. Gene Ontology annotation, cellular component: membrane. Bases 40 to 1137 code for a protein of 365 amino acids. Gene Ontology annotation, biological process: transmembrane transport.
GGGAGAGGCAUCGAUCGAUCGAGAUACGUGGAAUACAAGAUGAUUUCUUGGUCGAGCCUCUACCAUGUGGUGGAAGCGAUGAUGCCGCUCUACGCGGCCAUGGCUCUCGGCUACGCAUCCGUCCGGAAGAAGGCAUUUACCCCGGAGCAAUGUGCGGGGAUCAACCACUUCGUCGCACUGUUGGCCGUCCCCUUGCUCAUCUUCCGCAUGAUCUCCUCCAACAAUCCUUACACGAUGAACAUCCGGUUCCUCGCCGCGGACACGCUGCAGAAGGUGAUCAUCCUCGCUGCCCUCGCUGCAUGGGCACGCUUCAGUAACAAGGGCUCGAUCGCAUGGGUCAUCACCCUCUUCUCCCUGGCGACGUUGCCCAACACGGUGCUUAUGGGCGUGCCGGUCCUCCGCGGCAUGUACGGGCCAAUGUCCGAGAACCUAAUGGUCCAGAUCGUCGUCCUCCAGUUCGUUGUGUGGUACGUGCUGGUUGUGUUCUUGUUCGAGUACAUGGCCGCCCAGAAUGCCUUCAUGGAGCAGCAGCAGAUGUCGCCACCACAAGCCAAUGGUUCUCACUCGGUGGACAUACCUGCUGUUAAUGCUGAUGGCAGUGACCCCGAUGUUUCAAUUGCACAAGAAGAGACGACACGACCAUCAGGGAUGCUCAUUCUGAUUAUGGCGGUCAAGAAGAUUCUCAAGAUCCCAAGCACAUACGCCAGUUUGCUUGGCUUGUUUUGGUCAUUGAUCGCUUUCAGAUUUGGUAUCAAAAUGCCAGCGAUCAUAGACAACUCAUUGUCAAUUAUUUCAGUAUCAGCAAUUGGCUUGGGCAUGUUCAGCGUUGGUGCCUUCAUGGCUCAACGGAAGAAAUUUAUUACAUGUGGAUAUUAUCUUGCCGUCUUGGCUAUGGUUAUGAGGUUCCUUAUAGGCCCCAUCGUUAUGCUUGUAUCAUCGUUUGCGGUCGGUCUUCAGGGUGUGUUUCUAAACGUAGGCGUUGUCCAGGCCGCUCUUCCUCUUGCUGUACUUUCAUUUGUUUACGCGGAGGAAUACAAUGUGCAUCCGGAUAUCAUGAGUACAGGGGUCAUUGUGGGAAUUUUCAUAUCUGUUCCCCUGACAAUCCUCUACUAUGUUCUAUUGGGACUAGAAAGGUGAGACGCGGCAAUCAUAGCAUCUCAUCAACCUAAACGAAAGACGCAGUUUUCUCUAAAAGUUAUGUACCACAACAAUAGGACAGGUGACUGAAGAAUAACAGUGUUGUUGUUACGCUUCUGAGAUCAAACUUUAGGAGUCGGACAAAAAUAACUUCCAAGCUGCGUUCUUGGAGCUUAACAUUGUGUACUUGAGAUGUGAAGGAAAAGUUAUCCUUCAUCAAAGGACAGAUGUACAUUGCAGAUGAUUGGUACUUAGUUUUGAUAUGGUUCUUAUACAACAAUACCUUAACCUGGGAUGUCGAGAGAGAGAGAGAGAGAGAGAGAGAGAGAGAGAGAAUAGUAA